GUAGAAUGAACUUUCUUUUAUCCCGAAGAAAUGGACGCUGCCGUCUUUAACUUUUCAGUUUUCACCUCCUCCUAGUCUCGUAGCGGUAGAGCCGUAGAGUCGUAGACAGAUUGGCUUGGAUUGGAUUGGAUUGGAUCGGUUGGCUUCAAAUAACAUUCGGUGAUUAUUUGCAGCUAACGAUAAGCACGCCUUGGUCUCAGUUCCUAUCCAUAAAUCUAGCAGACCACGGGCUGUGUUUUGCCCCCACCGGGCAACUUGGCUAUUGUUGUUCUACGUGAUUGUGACCACCGCCAGCUUUAAUUCCUGGCAAUCAUGCAGGUAUGCUAAUUAACCCGGUGAUCUCCGGCCAUCCGAGAAAGGGCUGAUUUGGUCUCAUGUCUCCUUCGCCGCAAUCUAAAGAAGAUAGAACGGUCAGAGGCUCACAGUGGGGGCAUGAUGAGAUAAAGCAGCAACCACCAGCACAAAGAUCAGCUUCAUUCCAUGGAAGAACUUCGGGUGCCUCACCAAAACCACGUCUAUCCCGGAGGCCAAAGACCCAGCCUGACCUUUUCUCUGGAGCUAGGACUACGACAAAGCUGAGCGAAGAUGGCGGCCCAAGAAACCCAAAUUACAGUAACCGCGGUAGUUGGGGACAGAGGGUGCCGGCGAAGGUGCUGUUAAACGUAACGUGUCAGGGGAGCCUGGCAACAUUGCUGGUUAUGUCAUCCACAGAGUGGACUGUGGCUGAUCUAGUGGCUCACGUGCUGCAUCUCUAUGUCAAAGAAGCGAGGCGCCCGCCGCUGUCCACCACUGACCCCUCUGCUUUCGGUCUCCAUUAUUCCCAGUUCAGCCUUGACUGUCUAAAUCCGAACGAGAAGCUUAUCGAGUUGGGAUCCAGGCAUUUCUUUCUCUGCCCGAAGCCUGCCGCUCCCAGAUCUCCUUCAACGAUUACCGGCACCUCUGCCUCCACCUCCUCCUCGUGCUCGAACGAAAGUCAGGCGACGCCCAAAAUUGGCGUCCCAUGGCUCAAGUUCAUUGAAUCCUUCUUCUGAAUAAUUAAUUAUUCAAGUUGCUUGUUCCACUUGUUUUAUCAAACCACUGUCACUCUGUGCCGUUUAUUAUCAAUUGUAUUUGUGUAUACACCCUUCUCUUGAUUUUUCAAUAAUGACUUCCGUGUGGCCA
Molecule: messenger RNA, 1161 nt
Organism: Dioscorea cayenensis subsp. rotundata (Guinea yam)
Lineage: Eukaryota; Viridiplantae; Streptophyta; Magnoliopsida; Dioscoreales; Dioscoreaceae
Exons: 2
Coding region: 375-1031 (218 amino acids)
Source: RefSeq, a predicted model, not a curated record